Lizanozyma spartinae is the source of this 735-nucleotide messenger RNA. RefSeq lists its product as uncharacterized. NCBI's taxonomy places the organism in Eukaryota, Fungi, Ascomycota, Pichiomycetes, Serinales, Debaryomycetaceae. Bases 1 to 735 code for a protein of 244 amino acids. The record is from RefSeq and is a predicted model, not a curated record. The transcript is spliced from 2 exons. Gene Ontology annotation, molecular function: zinc ion binding.
AUGAAUUAUACUGUUGCUGCUACAAGUGAAGACUACUUGACUGAUAUACUUGAUGCUAAGGAUUACAUCAAUAUCAAUAAGGAACUAGAAGACGUUUACUAUAAGCAAGUCACAGGUAGUGGACAUGGUUCAUCUUGUAUAUGGAGGAACUUCGAGACUCCAUUAGAUGGUGUUUAUUAUUUAACUCCACACCUUAACUCCUCCAAUACCAUUUGGAUAAAUGAGUACUUGGUAUCUUUAAAAAAUCUUAUAGAUAACACCAAGACGUUGACGGAAUGUUUGUCAAACUAUAUUGUUGUGUUUGAUGUUGAUGAUAAUGAGUUAAUGACUAGAUUCAUCCAAGUUUCAAAUAAGCUAUUGCUUUCGAAACACUAUCAAGAUUCUGCUUCUGGUUCUUCUACCUUGCCAUCUGCUAUAUCUUACACUCCAAAUUGGCUUUAUAAGUUGGCAGUGUUGGGAUGGAACUUGAACGUUCAAUCCUUUGGUAACCAACUAGUUCUCCUCUUAAUAUGUUCCAAAUGUAACAAGAGACUCUUUCUAGAUUCAUGCAACCACAGUCCUAUACCGAAACACGAUGUUACUAAAGUUGACAAGAACUUGAAAUUAUCCCAAGCCAAUGUGUUGAGUCCGUGUCCUGUUCCCAUAACUGUUGAUAAUGAACAAGACGAAGAGGAAGAUAAUCAGUUGGAUCUAAUUGGUGAGCAUAAACCUUCAUCAACACCAAUGAAAUGUUGA